AUGCUUCUUGGGCGCAUCAUAAGCUGGUCUUGUGUAUUCGGAGUUUUGGACGUGCCGGAGGUGGUUAAGCGACCAGAACUUGUCGUGCACAAGGUUUACCUCAACACUGAACCAGCAGCUUUCAUAUGCUUGCUUAAGGAAAUACGCAGACGUAGUCAUAAUCCAACUGAUUUCGAUGCCACAAGCUAUGCUGAGAUUGCCAACCGUUGA
Cooperia oncophora is the source of this 210-nucleotide messenger RNA. NCBI's taxonomy places the organism in Eukaryota, Metazoa, Nematoda, Chromadorea, Rhabditida, Trichostrongylidae. The record is from the annotation of a GenBank genome assembly.